GAAAACGCAGCAACGCUUCGGCUCUGCUGACCGUCGGGAACCAAGGAGGCGAUGCCCAAACAGACCAGCCUGGCGGACGGUGUCGGCUGUUGUCGGCUGCGCGGGUCGGAGAUUGAGAGUUCCCCUGGCCAGGAAGGCGUUUUGUGGGCCGAGGCAUGGAGGACAGCCAUUCUGCUCACACCGAGCGCAUGCCGUCAAUGUCCUGCCAAGCCGGGAGCGAGCCCUGGGGCUGAUACCCUGUCGCAUCGGGAUCCGGCUGAACAAGUUUGCCGACCACACAGAAUCGGGGCAUGAGACGGAGGGAUACACAGGGAGGGCAAGCCCAGGCAGACCGGGGCUGUGUCGAUCCAAACUGCUCUUGGCAGGGGGGUCACUGCAGAAGCACGCAGAAGCACGCAGAUGCGCCGAGGUUUCAGAUGUCGAGACAGCCGCUCUUUCUAUUCAACUCGGUCACAGGCGCAAGGAGGUGGCAGACAGUCGUAGCCUCAACCGGGACAGCGAUACCUCCUUGGCUCGACAUUCGUUGGGUAAAAGUACCGCUCACCAGCACGAGCGAUUUGCUGAGGCGAGAGACCUGGCAAUAUGGGUCAUUCAUCAAAACAAGAGCAUUCGUCGAAGCAGGGACAUUCAGCGCAGUGGUAUCCAUCGAAGCAGGGACACUCGGUGCAGUGGUAUCCAUCGAAGCUGCACCAUCCACCGACCUCGGCCAGAUGAUAUUCGGUUCAACCAGGGCGGGCGUUUCCAUCCCCUUGCUCCGGCCGGCGCACCGCAUGCGAACGAGUCCGAGACACCAUGACCAAUCCGAUCCACCUGAUUUGCAACCUUGGUCGCCGGCUGAUCGCAGAAUGGUCGCAGAAUGGUCGCCAACUGGCCGCGCCGGCUUGGCCCACUGGCUCGGCUCUCACAACAAGUAUGCGGGCUGAGCGUCGCCGUCAAGCCCUCGCCGUGUUGUUCCGAAAGAGACAAUGUGUCCCAUUCUUUCUUCAACACGGUGUACUCCUGCGAC
Molecule: messenger RNA, 1006 nt
Organism: Polychytrium aggregatum
Lineage: Eukaryota; Fungi; Chytridiomycota; Chytridiomycetes; Polychytriales
Exons: 1
Coding region: 291-923 (210 amino acids)
Source: RefSeq, a predicted model, not a curated record